Botrytis cinerea B05.10 is the source of this 3038-nucleotide messenger RNA. RefSeq lists its product as hypothetical. The record is from RefSeq and is a predicted model, not a curated record. The transcript has 2 exons. Bases 212 to 2872 code for a protein of 886 amino acids. Lineage: Eukaryota; Fungi; Ascomycota; Leotiomycetes; Helotiales; Sclerotiniaceae.
GACGCACUAUCAGUUCUCAUUCCUUAUCAGGAGUUUCGAAGCUUGUGCCUUACCGUCCGAACUCAAUAGAUCAAUACCCAAUCCAAUCGUCCGCCGAUUGUCAGUUGAUGACGUAAAGCGGAGGGAAGCUUGAUGAAGGAGGGGCAUGAAGGGGUGGCGUGACAAGUGAUGCAUUGAGGAAGAGUUAGUGAUGAAUUGAAGUGUGGCCAAGAUGGCGCAGGAUCGAGGCUUGAAUCAAGAGGAGCUGAGAGGAGAAGGGAGAAGCCAAGAAGACCCGGCAUACAUUGUGCCAGAAACAGCAAUGCGCCCAUAUCUCUCCUUCACCCCAAUCAAUCUUGAUCGUUCAAAAAGUUUAAAUCCAAUAUCGCCUUUAACACGAACGGUCGAUCCAUUGAGAACUUUGCGCAAUACAGAUGUCUACGACCUACCAGAUGACGCCCCGAGUCUUCCCACUCCAGGUGGUAAAAAGCGACAAGCUCCACGCUCGAAGGAUGGCCCCAUGAAGACUUUACCUAGUGCUAAGCCGCAUACAAGUGCUACUGUUGAAGAUUGUGACACUGAAAUAUUCGAGGUGGCAUCGCCGAAGAGAAGGAAAGUUCCUAUGAAAGGAGCGCAACCCGCAUUUAAGGUGCCUUCUAGAGUAAAAACAAUAUCUGCCCAUCAAGAUCUUGAGCAACUAUCCAACGAAUUAGGCGAUGGAUCUUCUGUUUCUCAAUGGAUAACACCACCUGAUACUCAUGAAAGAUCCAAGAAAAGGGCGCUUUCUGCCACAGUCACCAAGCGGAAGAAAUCUUCAGAAUUGUUUCAGAACUCACCAGUUACCAAACCAUCCUUGUCUUGCUUCACCUCAAAGUCUUCGGGAGAGCAAUCACGUUCCAUCAACCGAUUACAAGGUUUCACAACAACUGAGGAACAGAUGAAGCUUAAUUCGAAUGGAAUCGCGAACACAACUUUACAGAAAUUAGCAGCUUUUAGGUAUGUACCUCGCGAGCACAAUCCAUUGGCAAAUCAAUCGAUUGCUGCAAGCGAAGGAGAGAAUACUCUUGUUACCUCGAACGAGUAUCGAGAUGGGCAUGUUUUUGAAGACUCAAACCAUCCCUCAUCAGACUAUGGGCAUACAUCGAGUGGUUCGUUUUUCGAAGAGGCUUUGUGGAUUGCAAAACAAUGUGUCGAUACCAACGAAUCUGGCACUGUUUGUGUCAACCGACCUCAAACCCAUCCCUUUUCUGAAAACUUAUUGACCUCUGUCACGCAGCAGAAGUUAUCCCAAAUUGAGUAUUCGCCAAACCAAUCUAAUGGCCCUACCACCUUUAGUAAAGGAACACCAGAGAAUGCUCUUGACCAAGUCACCGAUAAUGACGUUGACAGGCAGCAGUCAUACCAAGUACCGCAAACAAUUGAAGGUAGUGUGAUUACUGAGCUUGGUGAUAUAACUUCCAAGUUGCCAGAAUAUAAAUUUCAUCUUCCACAAGUUAAUGAUCAAUCUCCCAACACAGGAUUCGAGCAAGAACAAGCACAAAGUUCUCAACAUUCACUGGUACUGAUGCCGACAUUAGGAGCCGAAAAUUAUCACAACGAUUCUCAGUUUGAGCGAUCGAUCAAUAGAGAACGCUUGCCAAUGAUCACAAACCCCCUCCCAGAUUGUUCCGACAGAGAUAGUUUUGACGAUGACAUUGACGACGAAGAUUUGUUGGCAUUGGUUGCAGAUUCAACUAUUUUUGAAUCUUUCUUGAGAGACCAAGUGACCCAAAGCAUUCAAAUGAAACCAUCUCCACCAUCCAUUUCAUGUAUAGCUUCUUCUUUGCCCACGAGGACGAUGCAACUACACGAUCUCGUCACUAUUUCUCAAGAAGUCACUCGCACCGCAUCUUCUCAUACUGCAUCUCCGCGUAUUGCAGUGGAUGAGGAUGACGAUUUCCCAAUGGAUGCUGAUUUGGAAGAAGAAUUGUUUCGACUGGCAGGAACAGGUCAAGUUCAGGGUGUUGUGGAAUCAUUUGAACCGCCACCAAGUUUAACCCUUCCGCGUGAUGGUGAUGACACUGACAGGGAAGUAUACGAUGAUGCUCUUCAAUUCUCUUCACCUACACCCCGAGAAGCAUUUUCUGAUGGAACAGCGCUGGCCAAACCUACUGAUGAAUCUAGUCCCUCGAAGCCACCAGCGACGCAAGAAGAUGCAGAUUGGAGGUAUAUUAGUUCGACGGCUUUUAGGUCGGCCAAAACUCCAGUCAUUCAAUCUUCCGAGGUCUUCGUCAAACCAUUGAAAAGCACACCUCUAGAAAAAUUGCCCACACUUGUUCAAUCGAUUCAAACUAACACGUCGAAAAUAUGGCUUGAUGAUAGUCAUGAAUAUCAACCCCUCGCACCAUUUGCUCGGCCAAAAUUUCCCCAAUUAGUUCAAGAUCGAUGCCCAAUCAAUGGAUUAUCGUCCCAGACCAUUCUUCGUGUUUGUUUCCGGAUUGGUGAGAUGCUUAGAGAAGGAGGUCGAUGCAAUGCUUUAGGUCAAGACGCAAUUAUCGAGCUCUUUGCCCGUGUCAAUUUCUCAUCUAGAGAACCUGGUACUUCUAAACAGCAUUUUCAAUUCGCAGACUUAUUUCAUGAUCGACCACCGUUUGCGAAGGGUAUCCUCGCGAAUUUUAAGAUGACGGGGCUGGCGGAGAGUGAAAGUAAAAUCUUCAUCGAAUCAAGCGAAUCGUUGAUGGCAAGAUGUAUGGGCAGAGUUAAGAAGGAUAUCAAAACUGGUUCUUGGUUGUUGCACAUCAUGAAUGUGAGAGUGACGGAUUGGGAAGAGAUAAGAUGGACGAAGAGAAUUGUUUGUGGAGAGUGUGAAGAAGAAGUCAAAGUAAAGGCCAUUGCCACCAUUGCUAACUUGUAAGAGGGGAUAGUCUGAUGUGGAUAUCUGAGGAUCUUGCUAUCAUUGCUAUCAUACUACUUGCUGUGUAUUGUUGUCGAUCUAGAAAAGCGCAUACUAACAUUUAAGAAGAACCAAUCAUUGCAGAUAUGGCAUUUUUACCACUGAAAUAUUUAGCUGCAUUAAUACA